Molecule: messenger RNA, 360 nt
Organism: Colletotrichum destructivum
Lineage: Eukaryota; Fungi; Ascomycota; Sordariomycetes; Glomerellales; Glomerellaceae
Exons: 1
Coding region: 1-360 (119 amino acids)
Source: RefSeq, a predicted model, not a curated record
AUGGCCACGACCAUGUUCCAUUUCAAAUGGACCAUGUCGUUCGUUGCAGUCGCAGGGCAGCAGAAGGGAGACGCUGCGUCUGUGUGGGCUUGGCUGUGGACCGGAUUGCUUUGCUUGCCAGGAAUCGAACUGACGGGAUUGGACUGGGAGACAGCAAAGCAAAAUGCCGAACAGCAGAGCACAGCAGAGGAGAGCAGCGCAGCGCAACACCUCACACCUCACACAGCACGGGCAGCAAGGCGUGGCGUGGCGUGGCAUGGCAGUCCGCCGCUCCAUCAGCGAAUACGGCAGACGCAGCUCAAUUGGGGGUCGGGGACCAUGGAAAAAGACCGGGGUGAGGACGGGACGAGGACGGGAUGA